Caenorhabditis remanei is the source of this 1632-nucleotide messenger RNA. RefSeq lists its product as uncharacterized. NCBI's taxonomy places the organism in Eukaryota, Metazoa, Nematoda, Chromadorea, Rhabditida, Rhabditidae. Gene Ontology annotation, molecular function: nucleic acid binding; ATP binding; RNA helicase activity. The transcript has 6 exons. Gene Ontology annotation, cellular component: nucleolus. Gene Ontology annotation, biological process: maturation of LSU-rRNA from tricistronic rRNA transcript (SSU-rRNA, 5.8S rRNA, LSU-rRNA). The record is from RefSeq and is a predicted model, not a curated record. The coding region runs from base 1 to 1632 and encodes 543 amino acids.
AUGGGCAUCGACGUAAAGAAGAAGGUGCUCAAGCGCAAAUUGAAGCAGAUGAAAGAUGGGCACGAGAAGAAAAAGGCCAAGGAAGUUGUUGAAGAACAACCAAUGGAGGAAGAUGAGGAAGACGACGUAGAGGACCAGAAAGCUGAAUCUGAAGAGACCAGCGGUACCAAAGUAUCUGAAUUCUUGACAAAAACGACCUUUGCUUCACUGGAAGGCAAAGUUAACGCCACAUUGUUGAAGGCCGUUCAAGGAUUAGGAUUCACGACGAUGACUGAAAUCCAAGCCAAAAGUAUCGACCCUCUGUUAGAAGGAAAAGACGUGCUGGCAUCUGCUAAAACUGGUUCCGGAAAGACUCUUGCUUUCCUGAUCCCAGCUAUCGAACUUCUUCAUAAACUCAACUGGAAACAGCACAAUGGAACUGGAAUUAUCAUCGUCUCGCCUACCCGUGAAUUGUCUAUGCAGACCUAUGGUGUUCUAGCUGAACUUCUUGAAGGUUCAAACCUUACUUACGGACUUGUGAUGGGUGGUUCCAAUCGAAGCGCCGAGAAAGACAAACUUGGAAAAGGUGUUUCAAUUUUGGUAGCCACACCUGGACGUCUUCUUGACCAUCUUCAGAAUACUGAUAAUUUCUUAGUUCGCAAUUUGAAGUGUUUGAUUAUUGAUGAAGCGGAUAGAAUUCUUGAUAUUGGAUUUGAGAUCGAAAUGCAACAAGUUCUGAGGCAUCUACCAAAACAACGUCAGUCGAUGCUUUUCUCUGCAACUCACUCUCCGAAGGUCGACGAACUCGUCAAGCUCGCUCUCCAUUCAAAUCCCGUCCGUGUGUCUGUGAACGAGAAGGCGGAAGAGGCAACUGUCGAAGGAUUGCAACAAGGAUAUAUUGUUGCUCCAUCAGACAAACGUCUUCUUCUUCUGUUCACUUUCUUGAAAAAGAACAAAACCAAGAAAGUUAUGGUGUUCUUCUCAUCUUGCAAUUCAGUCAAGUUCCAUCACGAACUCCUCAACUACAUUGACAUUCCUUGCAUGUCUAUUCACGGAAAGCAGAAGCAACAGAAGCGGACAACGACAUUCUUCCAAUUCUGUCAAGCCGAGAGUGGCAUUCUUCUCUGUACUGAUGUUGCUGCUCGUGGUCUCGAUAUCCCAGCCGUUGACUGGAUUGUUCAAUACGAUCCUCCAGAUGAGCCAAGAGAAUAUAUUCACCGUGUCGGACGUACUGCUCGUGGAACCAAUGGAAGUGGAAAAGCUUUGCUCGUUUUGAGACCAGAAGAACUCGGAUUUUUGAGAUAUUUGAAAGCUGCUAAAGUAACACUGAACGAAUUCGAGUUUUCAUGGAAUAAGGUAGCCAAUAUUCAAUCCCAACUCGAGAAUCUCAUCAGUAAGAACUACUACCUGAACAAAUCUGCAAAAGAGGCAUACAAGUGCUACUUGAGAGCGUAUGAUUCGCAUUCACUGAAGGACAUCUUCGAUGUGACUAAUAUGGACUUGACAGCUGUUUCGAAAUCAUUUGGAUUCUCAGUUCCACCAUUCGUCGAUCUCCCAAUUAGUAAUAAGCCAAAGGUUGAGGUUCGUUCAAAGCUCUCUGGAGCCGGAUACCGUAAAAAGAAGCCGUCAUUCACUUUCAAAACAAAGAAGUGA